GCUGGACCUUGGAAUGCAGCGACAGUUCUCGAAAAUGGGUCCAGCUUGCUGUGGGACUGUGCAGGUCUAGGUCCUUCGCCGCGAUCCAGACCAGCUAGACUCCGAGCUUCUGGGUUCCGAAUCCAACGAGCAAUUCGAUGAGUUGCGAUCGAUGCAUACGAUCGAUCGAAGACGAGCACAAAUUGGCUUUGGAUGAGCAUCAUAAUGGAGGCGAUCGGAGAGGUACGACCAGAACGCCGGCUUUUUUACGAGGUAUGAGCACCUUUCCGACCUGAAUUCUUUGAAAUUCCUGCCAGAGGUGCAAUGUUGGCCGCACAGACUAACCUUGGAUGCAGAAAACCAAAUCUACUAAUUUAGGCAGAUUGAUCCUGUCGGACUUCGCCGUCCUUCAUGUUGACGUAUUCCAAGCUUUAAUGGCUCCAAGUCAGUAAGUGAACUGACAAGAAGCCAUCGAAGAGAAGGAUAAUCAUUAGCAGGAGAUUGUAAGUUUAAGUAGUUAGUCAGGGACGAUAAAUUUCUGACACGAGCGCUGAGGACGGAGGCCGCAAGGAUAUCACCGUGCACAAGUCGAGAAAGACGUGCCUGAAGCUUCGCCAUGCCAGCUGCAGGCGACCUCGCCGCCAAGACUUCCGUCCAUUUUCGUAUCGAUGAUACCACUCACCGUUGGAGCAAGAGUGAGUGGAAUUGUCUCGAGGUAAAACUCUGAUCUUCGGUGCUUACGUCGAAAUUUACGAGAAGGAAUUCGACAAUUUUCCACUGGGAUCUCUUGACGGCGCUGUGCAGCAGGAAAUUAUCAGAUUUCGUUGUGGCAUGCGAGGAGUCGAGACAUGAGCCAGUCCACUGAGGCGUACACAAAGCUUCUUCCAGCUUCAAUGCCGAUCCAUGCUUGAGAGUUUCUGGCUCAAAGCCUCCAAUAAGGACCUCAAGAACUCGGGGAAAUGGGGGAUCGGGAGGACAAGAACCCUGGAGGUGGAGGAUCGGGAGAGCCAAAACAGAUAGAGCCACCUAGCUCAAACCCAGCACAGGCCCCACAAAACCAAGGAGGGCAAUCUUCUGGGAGCCAAGAACCGAAAAGCGCAAUAGCAGCAUUUUUUCUAAAAAAAACGAAUAGACGAGGAAACGCGAACCCACGAGCAGCGCCAUCCGCUGGGCCCCAACCAGCAGCACGAGCAGCGCCAUCCGCUUGGCCCCAACCAGCAGCACGGGCAGCGCCAUCCGCUGGGCCCCAACCAGCAGCACGAGCAGCGCCAUCCGCUGGGCCCCAACCAGCAGCACGAGCAGCGCCAUCCGCUGGGCCCCAACCAGCAGCACGAGCAGCGCCAUCCGCACCACCACCCGCUCGGAAACAACUAGUAGCGUUUUCCGCUUGGAAGCAACUACCGACCGGUCAAGCAGAGCCAUCCACAUCAGCAGGUCCAAGUCCAGGAGAGCCAUCCACAUCAGCAGGUCCAAGUCCAGGAGAGCCAUCCACAUCAGCAGGUCCAAGUGCAGGAGCAGGAGCAGGCCGUGACCUAGAAGCAGAUUUCGGCUCACGCCGCCGCGAAAACCCAGAACCAGAAGAGGACCGAAGCCAAGCAGGCACCAGAUUUCAGUCAUCAGUAGCCAACUUUGCCAUAGUAAAUUUACCACAGCAACAAGCAAGACAGGGAGCAGCAGGAGUGCAACACAGAAGAGGCCAAGAAGAGAACCAGCAGUGGGCGAGCUUGAUCAAACGCGGCGGCAUGUACAUGGAGGACGUGAGCCGCGAAGAACUGGAGAACUGGGCCGUGUACAGCCCGGGUUACUUCGACGCCAUUUUCCCGAUCCUCCAAGUGGACGAGUACCCGAAGUUCAUGUGGUUGUUGACGAAUCACUUCCAAAUCGAGAGGUUCGUGGACCAGUCGUGGACCUACAAAAUCGAAUGGGACCCCUCGCACGUCGGGACCAUAAAAGGCCUCAGCGAGUGGCGAAUGAAGGCCUUCGAGGCGAUGAAUGAACUGGUGUACGAGACGUGGACGGGGCAGGGCAUCGAGACCGACCGUGAGACCGCGCUGGGCUGCUGGGACCGCGGUCCGGAACUCCUCCGCUUGAAAAAACUGGACCCCGAUGCCGCCAUCUCCUUCAAGGGAGUGAAGGGCUACUUGCCGAUGAGGGAGAAGACCAACUAUAACAGACGCUUCAAUAUCCGAAUGAAGUUCAUCCAUCACCAGCCGCAGAAAACGGGCGGGCCCCUGAAUCCCGUAUCGGUCCAAUGGGCUGACUACGCCAACUUCAAGAGGACCGGCGGCGCCUGGUCUCAACUCACCCAUCUGUUCAAUGCCCUGCAAAAUGUCCUGGGCGCGUACCCGACCCGCAACCAUUACCUCGAAGACUGGAGGAAGAAGAAACACUACUUCCACGCCGGGUUCCCAAGACGCAACGACCCGGAGGCGGCGUACGUGGAGGUGAGGAAUUUUGGUUUGGCCGUGGACCGCUUCUGCACCCUCCGGCGAGGUUUUCGCAUGGCCACCAAAAUCCUGCAAGGCGGAAUUUACGUGAACAUGAUCACGUCCAUCAAUAUGUUCUGGGGUCGAAAUCAUAAUCUGUACGACGUCAUGCUAGCAGUCGCCCAGUUGUGCGGGUUCAACGCUGUCGACCUAAAGUGUGUGAAGCACCUGGAGUCUAAUUUGAAGUACGUGCAGGCGAAGUGUUCCUUGUCGAAUCUGCUUCCUGAGAACCUGGAAAAAUACCCCGUCAAGUACUACAAGGUCUAUGGCUUCUCCAGGGUGCCGGCCAGCGACCUCGUUGUUGCCAAGUACGAAAGAACAUUUGGUGGAAAAUUUCCCAAGAGAACCUACGACAUGAAUUUCUUCGACUUUCUCGAGAUAUUCUACGGUGUGAACCAGUUCGACCGUUCGAGGGUCGACCCGAAGUACGCAAACGUGCCCGCCGUCAAAGUGCACCCGAGAUAUGAAUUCUACCUGCCGCCAUGGCUAUUGACCUGCAAAGAUGGCGAUAAAUUCCCGACCGCAGGGAAGACGAAGUUGGGUACGCUAAUGCAUGGCAGACUGCAAGAUAUUCACAAGGAAGAAUUGGUCAAGGACAGGUUCAAACGUAUAAAACAACAGCUCCGGGAGAGGCUCGAUGCAGACCCGUGGCUGAAGAUGUUCGGUUUGGUGAUCGACCCGAACUUCCACCGAGUGAAAGGCUACCGGAUGCCGCCGCCCGAGCUCUUCGUGGCGAACGCCGCGACCAACGCGUUGGAGCGAGCCGGGGAGGUUCGGGAUAACGGUUGGUGUCUGCUGAAUAACCAGCGGUUGCUCUCGCCAGCCGAAGGGCUGGGCGACUUCAUCGUCUUCACGGUGGAGCCGAUCACCCGCAAGGUGGCCGUUAACCUGAUGCGCGCCAUCCAUCGGACCCUGCAGCAGAAUAGAAUCGUCGUCCAUGGGAACUUCAACCAAUUGGCCGACAGCAUCACGAACCUGGGCUUCUUCAAGGUCGAAAACAUCAACGACUUCGCCACCCGACUGCAGGAGGAGCUGAACGCGUAUGUGACCCGCCGGGGGUGCGCCCCGCGCCUGGUGUACUGCGUGGUGUACGACAAGUCGAGGCUCUACCACGCGUUCAAGUACAUCCUGGACUUCCUGAUGGGGAUCCCCUCGCAGUGGCUCGUCGUGCACGGCAUGAGAGACUUCAACGCGCAGGGGCGCCUGGACGACUUGACCUUCGGGGUCACGGAAUACGGCAAACGGAAGCUGAAUAACCUGGUGCUGAAGCUGAACCGGAAGCUCGGCGGCAAGAACGUUCACCUGCGGUCCAAGUGGCUGUCCGACACGGAAGAAGCGGCUCUCCCGGGGACGAUGAUCUUCGGCAGCGACGUCACGCACCCGACGCACGAACAGCCGCACUCCAUCGCGUCCGUCGUGGCCACCAACGACAUGCCGCCGCGAACGUUCGGCGCGCGCUGCCGCGUCCAGGAGGGCUACGAGGAGAUGAUCUACGACCUGGAGGACAUGGUGUGCGAUCUGGUGCGCGUCUUCAAGCAAAGGAACCCCCAAACCGACCUCGAGCAUCUGAUCUUCUUCCGCGACGGCGUGUCCAACGAGAUCUACCGCGACGUGCUGCUGCAGGAGGUGCCGCGGAUCUACAACGGCGUCCAGCGCGGCGGCGGCGGCAACCGCGUCAAACUGCUCCUGGUCCUCGGCAUGAAGCGCCACCACACGCGGUUCAUGGUCGCCGCCACGAACAAGUGCAUCGACCACGGCACCGCCAUCAACGAUCUGAACCUGCCGCACCAGCAGAACUUCUACAUGAGCUCUCACCAGGCUCAAUGGUCGCAUGCCAAAAUGGGAAUCAGCCGGCCCGUGUGCUAUCAGGUCAUAGUGGACCAGAUUGGCCUCACGCUGAACGAGCUGCAGACUAUGAUCUACCAUUCGUCCUUCACGUACGACAAAACCUACAGGUCUUUAUUCACCGCUCCGGCGUCCCACUACUCGCAUAUGGCUUGCACUCGCGCCAAAUGUUACUACCUCAGGAUUAGAAGCAAGCCCGAGGAUCAGCGCCCUCCGUUUCCUGCCGAAAAAAGGACUCGGGAAUCGCGUCCCUAUGCUCCUCACGUGAAGUCCGACCUGACUCCUCACAUAAACAUUCGCGAUACGAUGUUUUAUCUUUGACUUAGUUUCAACCUCGGACCUCACGACAUUGACAUCGACAUUGACACACCUCCUCUCGCUCAUGUCCCUCCCGUCGUUCGAUCCAGUAGCGAGACGGCAUUUCUCAGGCUACCGUGGAUCUCGUGAAACAUAACACGUUCCCAUCUGCUCAUCGACUAUCUUGGUUUACAGCAGUAGCCGAGUCCCUAAAAACUUCGAGACCCCUUCCAAGGACAGUCGGUGAAGUUCACCCUUUGCAUGCAGCUCGAUAAUAAAGCUCAAAUCUCGACGCUGGCUUUGUUG
Molecule: messenger RNA, 4913 nt
Organism: Marchantia polymorpha subsp. ruderalis
Lineage: Eukaryota; Viridiplantae; Streptophyta; Marchantiopsida; Marchantiales; Marchantiaceae
Source: the annotation of a GenBank genome assembly